Molecule: messenger RNA, 1395 nt
Organism: Rhodotorula toruloides NP11
Lineage: Eukaryota; Fungi; Basidiomycota; Microbotryomycetes; Sporidiobolales; Sporidiobolaceae
Exons: 6
Coding region: 1-1395 (464 amino acids)
Source: RefSeq, a predicted model, not a curated record
AUGCAGACCGCACGCACUCGCAUCGUACGCACCCGCUCACUCGCUCUGAACGUGCAGCUCCCGGCCUCGCGCCGCUUCUUGACGACGCCCUCGGGACGCCCUGCGCCCGUCACGACCGACGCGACGACCAACCUCGGCAGGCAGAACCCGGGAGGGUACGGCGGAGGCGGACCCAUCCCUCAGUCGACGCCCGGAGGUGGACCUCGUGGACCGACGCCUCCUCCCCCGAAGAAGGGCGGCUCCGCUGCCGUCCCGCUCGCCGUGUUGGUCCUCGUCGGCGCAGGAUCCGCGGCGUACUACAUGACGCAGGAGGACAAGCCGAAGGAGGCGUUCGCACACGACGUCAAGGCUCUCCAGCAGGGCGCCAAGCACGAGCUCGACACGCUCCGCCACGAAGGCGCGCGGUCGACGUCCGAACCCCUCGGUCCGACGUCUCCAGACGCAGCGCGCGAGGCUCACUCGUUCGCCGACAAGCUCCGCAGCCCUGAUGACCGCUUCGGCGCCAAGCAGGUCAAGGACUCGCUCAGGUCGGGCGAGCGCGAGGCGAGCUCGUUUGGACACGAGGUCAAGGACGAGGUGCGCCGUUUCGGCAACAAGCUCUCGAGCGAGGGCGAGUCCGUCUUCGGCGACGCCAAGCGCGAGGCGAGUCGAUUCGGCAGCGCAGUGCACAACGAGGCGCACGCGCACGCGCACUCGUGGAAGCCCUCGCUCGACGAACUCAAGCGCUACCGCGACAUGCUCCGCUCGCCCGACGACAAGUACGGCUACGACCAGGUCGUCGACGCCUUCCGCGGAAAGGGAGUCGACGUCACGACUGUCGGACGCAACCCCUGGUUCGACUGGAUGGGUCCCGGUCACUCGAUCCGUCGCGCGAGCGUCGUCCGCAAGAUUGACGACCUCGAGCGCGAGGGCAAGUCGGCGCUCGAGAACGCGGCCGACUCGGUCAAGAACGAGUACGAGCGGGCAAAGUCGGCCGCGUCCGACUUUGGACACGAAGUCAAGUCCGAGACCAAGUCGUGGCUCAACUGGGGCUCGAAGCAGGCCGAGGACGCAAAGGACAAGACCGAGGCGGAACUCGAGCGCGCCAAGCACGCUGCGAAGAACGAGGCCUCGUCGUGGUCGUCGUGGACGUCCGCCAAAGCCGACGAAGCCAAGUCCGCUCUCUCCUCCGCGACCUCUUCGGCCGAACACUCCGCCAAGUCAGCCUACAACGACACGGCUUCGUCGCUCGAGCAUGCAAAGGACAAGACGGUCGACGAGGGCAAGAGUUGGUGGAACUGGAGCGGGGAGAAGGCGGAGCAGGGGAAGGAGGGGAUCAAGGAGGGAUUGCUGAAGGCUGAGAGGGGAGUCGAGAGGGGCGCGCAGGAGGCUCAGCGCGAGACGAAGAAGCUUUGA